CGUAGAUUUACGGUAAAGUCAGACGUGUAUCUAUCAGGACAUUUCCUCCCUUAACAGCUGCAACAUGAAUGAUUCCUAUGAGCCGUCGCUUGUUUAUCUGAGACAGUAGACUCAUGAAUUAUAAAGAGGAUGUCAUCCAACUUGGCGUUAUACUUGGAGAAUCAACAAAAACACCCCGGGAUGGAUAGCGAAACAGGGAUCAUGUCUAUCGAUCAGGGAGGAGAGUGGGACAUAAGCCUGUUCGAUGAGCUCGACUACAUGGGAGAUGCAGAAGAGCUGCUUCAGGCCUUGGAGCAUGGCAGCUUUGCCAAUGAGGGUCCAGACCUGGACUUUGAUAUUGACAUACUGCCGUGGAAUCAAGGGGACACGAGCAGCACCUGCACAGAUGGUGAGGUGAGCGUGGACUCUCUGUCACCUGCCCACACUUUGAGCUCCGUCCCCUCCCCUGGCUCUGUGGAGGCCCUGUCCCCAUACUUCCUACAAGAUGAGGCUCUAUCUCCACAAUCUCAGCUCUCUCCUAUUUCAGUCUGCUCAGAGUCCAGCAGCUAUUCUGUAAACUCUCCACCAGCUAAGAAAGCUCCGAAGAGGAACAGCCAGGCGGCACGAGCCAGACAAGCUCAGCCAAUCAAGAGGCCGAUUCAGAUUGGCCCGAAGAUUUCCAUCCAGCCGAAGCAUCUGAUUACAGCUGUGCCCCUGGCUCAUGCUGCAGCCCCCCUGCAGACAAAGACAAUCAUCCUCCAGCCCCUGCAGACCACUGUGCUGCCGGUCAUCAAACAAGCUCCGAUCAGCAUCCAACCAGCGCCCUCUCCAGGACGUCCCAUAGUGCUGCCAAGCCAGGUGCUUCAGAUCCAGACAGCAGGGGCAAUGACCGCCAAUGUGGUCACCAUGCCAACGCGCACCCAGGACAGGCCCGUCCCCGUCGCUUCCCCUUCAUCGGUCUCGGUCACGCUGCGCUCCCCUUCCUCCGAUGAUGAUUCAAAGAUCUCCCAGAGGCAGCAGCGCAUGAUAAAGAACCGCGAGUCGGCGUCCAUGUCUCGGAAAAAGAAGAAAGACUAUCUGCUCUCCCUGGAAGCUCGCCUGAAAGUGGCACUGUCUGAAAACGAGUUGCUCAAGAGUGAGAAUGGCAACCUGAAGAGGCAGCUGGAUGGGAUGCUGAGUGAGAACGUGGUGCUGAAGGUAACGGCGCCCAAGAGGAGAGCCGUGUGUCUCAUGGCGGUGUUGGUGUUCGUCAUGCUUAACGUCGGACCGAUGAGUCUGUUUCAGGGUGGCCCGGGCUCCAAACUCAGAGAUGUGUCCAUGCAGCACGGCGGCAGACACCUGUUGGGUUUCUCCUCAGAGGCAGAAACUGAGGCUGUGAUGGACUCCGAUUCCCUCGGCAGUGGCCCCUCUGAGAUGGGCGACAGCUCUGAAGAUAAGGCCCUGAUGGUGCUGAAGGAUCCCCUCUUCCUCAGACCCCCUCCCCCCUGCCAGCCCCCUGUUAACAGGACCAAGUGCUUAGAGUUGGCGCAUGAGUUGAGAGGCUGGGUCCACCGUCAUGAAGUGCAGCAGACCAAAUCCAGGCGCAUGAGUAACGGCAAUCACAAACCCACAAGGACCAUUCUGAAAACAGAGAAUAAGGACGAUGCCCAGAUUCUGACUGUCCGAUACACAGAAACUCCCGAGGAAAAGAACCCUGGCAAUGAGCUGCAGGUUUUCCAAGCUCCUUAUCACACAUACAGCGACUUCUUCGAUGAGCUCAACCGUCGUGGCGACACUUUCUACGUGGUGUCUUUCCGCAGGGACCAUCUCCUUCUUCCUGCCACCAGCCACAACAAAGGAAGUCGACCGAAGAUGUCUCUGGUGUUGCCAGCCAUGAACAUAAACGACAGCAUCAUAAGGGACAAAGACUACGAGGUGAUGAUGCAGAUCGACUGUGAAGUAACGGACACGAGGAUCAUCCACAUCAGGUCGUCCUCCAUCCCGCCUUUGCUCCGGGUCAAUCGCACCGAGACAUUUUACCAACACUCCCCGACUGACAGCCAGACCCCGCCUCCUGCCAAUGUGCUAAUGGGGUCUGCUUAAGAUGGACAGCAGCACCUGUUAUUAUAUAUAACCCACCAACAAAACCCACGAGGACAAACCGAAGAUGAGGCUUCAGUUAACACUCUCUUUGUGUGAUGAAGUAUUUUCUGAACUCCCGCUGACUUCAUGUUUUUUCGAUUAAGUAUUGCAACACAAUGGUAGCUCAAUUUGUCAGUACUAGUCCACUGCACUCUUUAUCCGGGCUAAUAUCCGGAGGUAGUCUGUAAUAGGGUCCGCUAGCUCCUUGUGUGGCAACACUUACUUCUCGCUGUAACCCCAGAUGCCCCACAUAAGGGUAAUUGCUAAACGGCAGGGGGCUGAGCAUUGAACCCUGAGUAACCCCGUAAUAACACAAAUACUUGUGCAGCUCUCCUCGUGUCCUCUCUUUCUUUUUUGGUUGUUAAUUUUGGGAACAAGCCACUAAAGCCAGAGGAGAACACAGAACAAUGAUUACACACCCAUGACUGAUCUCACUUGCAAGGCAUUUGUGAUAUUAAUGUUUAGAAGUACGACAAAUUGUGUGUUAAGUUACAAGAUGGAGUGCUGCGAUGGUCUCUGUAAUUACAGGCAGCAAUCUCAGGAAGUCAGGUGAUCUGUGAAAGCUAGCAGGCUACCACUAUGUUGUUGGCUGGUUUCCAUUGGUUUAAGGAUUUCAGGUGCUGUUUUUAAGCAUUGUAUGAUGAAUAAUCUAGUUCUUUGCACUGUGCUUCUCUUAUAUUAAUGACAGAUUCAGCUCCUUUACAUAUUUAUUUCUAUUACUUGUAACAGUUAUGCCAACUUCUGUACAAUUCAUUAAUUCUGCUGUCAAAAGUCUUCUGUAAAGACUUGAUAUUGUUUGGUCCGCUUUUUGUGAAAUUUGUAUUGGAAUUCACCAGAGAAAUAUAAAUUAUUGUAUGUAGAAUUAUGAAUGGUGGAUGGGAGGGAAACAUAUCGUAAACAUUAGAAAUAGAAGAUUUUUUAUACUGGGUGGACAUUUGUGACCCCUGCCCCUUUUUAUAUACUGUAGAUAUAUGCCUUAAAGCUUGAGCUAAAUGUUUGACAUUUAACCACUGGUUAUUUUGAAUCCACACUUCUCCGUCCGCGGGCUGAAUUGCACUUUCAUUCUGUGCACUUAGGCCUGAAAUUGCUCCAUGCUGGAAGUUAUUUUGUCUGAUGGGGUUCAUUAUCUGAUUUGUUGUAAAGAUUGGCACAAACUUGUAAGAUAAGAUUAUUAGUUCUGGCUUUAAAGGCCUCUGUUAAUGUUUCUUUAAAAUUGAUAUAUUGAAAAGCAAACGAUACAUCAUCAGAAUAAGAACCUUUUUUAUAUGUUGAUAAGAAACAUGCUAUACUUGUCAAUGAAAGUGCGUUUUUGUUUGUUUUAGAGGUUAAGUUUUAGCUCGACAGAUGCACAUAAAAUUCUCUUUGCUUGUGUUUUCUUUAGCCAGGACAUCUGUGUCUGUUAUAUUUUUUUCCUUUCUUUAGUUUGAAAAUAAAAGCGAUUCACCGCAACGUUUUCACUGCAUCCCAGCAAAACUGUGGGAGACAGCGAGCGAACACUUCAAGAAACUUUAGGAGGUUUUGUGUUUUUUGAGCAAAUACCAAAAAUAAACACUGGAUUUUACACUU
Messenger RNA from Eleginops maclovinus (Patagonian blennie), 3666 nucleotides. It is a transcript of the gene atf6, whose product is annotated as activating transcription factor 6. Gene Ontology annotation, molecular function: DNA-binding transcription factor activity, RNA polymerase II-specific; RNA polymerase II cis-regulatory region sequence-specific DNA binding. NCBI's taxonomy places the organism in Eukaryota, Metazoa, Chordata, Actinopteri, Perciformes, Eleginopidae. Gene Ontology annotation, biological process: endoplasmic reticulum unfolded protein response; regulation of transcription by RNA polymerase II. Bases 130 to 2061 code for a protein of 643 amino acids. The record is from RefSeq and is a predicted model, not a curated record. The transcript has 16 exons. Gene Ontology annotation, cellular component: nucleus.